Molecule: messenger RNA, 2789 nt
Organism: Lutzomyia longipalpis
Lineage: Eukaryota; Metazoa; Arthropoda; Insecta; Diptera; Psychodidae
Product: transferrin-like
Exons: 5
Coding region: 181-2595 (804 amino acids)
Biological process (GO): iron ion transport
Cellular component (GO): plasma membrane; early endosome; recycling endosome
Source: RefSeq, a predicted model, not a curated record
GCCAGUAUGUGAUAAGAUAACACCUCGCGCACUCCAAUUUAAUCUCCGUCCACGGAGUUUUAGUUAAUUCAGAACCGUAGCAGAGUGGAGUUUUCUCUCUAUUUUCUUGUACAAAAGUGCUACCAAUUUGGGGAGAAAAUUACAAGAGGAAAAUUUGUGUUUUGUGAAAAAUUUUCCAACAUGGCGUGGAAAAUUGUUCUUGGAUUAUUUGCAACACUUCUCAGCAUCGCAGCAGCGCAAGAUGGCCGCAUUCGAUUUUGUUCCUCAAUUCGUUUUGCCGCCGAAUGUGAGCAAAUGGAUCGGGGAAAUUCUCAAGUUGAAUGUAUACGUGUCCAGGAUAGCAUUGAAUGUGCACAGAGGAUGCUGAACAACACAGCAGACUUUGGUAUAUUUAGUCCUGAGAGCGUCCUGCAAAUUGGAGCACUAGCAUGGGAUGGGAUGACGGUGGUGAAGGAGUUACGUCAUUUAGAUCGCGCAGACAAUGUCGUGGACUACGAAUCCGUCGUUAUUGUACGUAAUGAUCACCUAAAUGGGCUCGAGGGACUCCGUGGAGCAAAAUUCUGCCAUCCAGGACUCUUCUACGAUCGCUCACAGAGGUGGUCGGAGCGAUUUCUCAAGCACUUCGAACGUACCGUGGUUCCCGUUGACUGUGAACACGAUGGUGUGUCCCCAGCUGAAAUUGAAGCAUCCGCCAUGUCACGCUACUUCUCAGCAGCCUGCCGACCCGGUGCAUGGUCCAAUAACCCAGAUGAAGAUGCCCGACUCAAGGAGCUCUAUCCAAACUUGUGUGAACUCUGCAAUUCUGAUUCUAACUCUUGUGACUACGCUCGCGAUGGAUCUGGAUCGGAAAAUUCUCACGCGGAAGCUCUGCGUUGUCUAAUCCGUGGUGGUACAGCAGCAUAUGUUGCACUCGAAGUUGUUCAAGAUCUCUUCAAUGGGGAACUCAAAGAGCACGUUGACAGCUUCCACUACCUCUGCCCCAAUGGUACGCUGCAGAGUAUUAGCUUCAAUGAGCAACCUUGCGUCUGGCUCCGACAACCGUGGCGUGUGAUUGUUUCCAGUGAUCCAAUGGCCGUCCAGCUGCCACAACUCAUGAAUGAUUGGUUCAAUACGGGAAGGAGUGAACCAUGGAAGGAUGCCAUCAAGUCAAUCAUAACGUCGGAAAGUUCAGUAAUCCAUCGUCCCCAGUCCCUUCAGAGACUUCGUGACUACGUUCGAACCAUUCGUGAAAUUCCCAUUGACUUCAACUUCUGCUCAACACGUUCAACAUGGUGUACAACGUCUGCUGAUGAGUAUGAAAAAUGCAGAGUAAUCUCUGCCGGUGGCUUAACAUCGGGAAUUCUUCCAACAAUUGAGUGCCGAUCCCCAAGAUCCAAUGCUGUUGCCUGUCUCAAUGAUAUCAGUACAAAUGGAUCUGACUUUAUGGGUAUUGAUUCAAAUUAUGGCUUCCUGGCAAGGCAGGUUUACAAUCUGUCCGCGGCUAUGUAUGCAGAAACUGAGAGUAACAAAUACUCAUCUGUUGUCAUACUGGUACGAGCAAAUGCAACAUUUAAUGGGCUGGAGUCUCUCAGGAAUGCAAAGGCUUGCUUCCCAGAAUACGGUGGAAUUGCUAAAGUUACCUUCCUCACUGCAGCUGUUAAUCAGAAUAUCUUCCCCAAUAAUAAUUGCAACUACAGCGUCCUUCUUGGGGAAUUCUUUGGAUCAUCUUGCGUUCCAGGGGCACGAGAUCCACUCCAUGAUCCCGCAGGUCAUACUCCAGACAACAUGUGUAGCCUGUGCCGGCACAAUGUGGCGCCACUACGACCGAUUGUUGAUGAAGAUGCAUCAGUUGCAAAGAGAUCCGUUCCCAGUGAAGAUGAUGGUGAAGUUAAGCCUGCUGAAGAUGGUGAAGAGGCUCCGGAGGAUGCUCCGGAAGAUGAAGAAGUAGCACCGGCAGCUGAUGAAGAAGAAACCCCUGUUGAAGAUGAACCGGAAGAAGAAGAAGCCCUUCCGGAGGAGACGGAAGAAGAGAAGAUAGCACGACGCAAUAGACUCAAUCAGAUUGCUGGAAACUGCAAUGCAGACACUACUAAUCGUUACUUUGGGAAUCAAGGGGCACUCAGGUGUCUAGCUGAAGUUGGUGAUGUUGCCAUUCUUGAGCUGCAGUACCUCAGACAGCACGCUCAUGAACUCUUCCUCAAUCCAAAUGACUUUCGUAUUAUGUGCAAAAAUGGCAGCUUGGCAGCCUAUACAGGCUUCAAUGUAGAUCCAGGAUGUGUCAUGACGACCAUUGUUGAUGGAGAAAUUGUCGUUCGGCGCAAUUCAACAAGACGCGAUGGGAUUAUCAAUGCUCUCACCUCCCUUGAUCUCUACUUCCAGAAUCAACCUGACUUCAAAAUGUACAACAUUUUUGCAGGCGUCAAGCAUCUUCUAUUCAAGGACUCAACAAUCGGGCUUGUGCCAGCUAAUGCAACCGAUGUGAGCUCAAGUGUUCAGAACUACAUCGAUCUCUUUGAUAGCAUUGAAGUUUGCCAGAGAGGAAGCGCUCUUACGAUAUCCAUAAGCAAUUUCCUUCUAGUAGUCCUUGCUUUCAUUACAAUAGUUCGAUUGCGAUAGAAUCCUCCAUCUUUUUUUUUUGUGGGUGUUUGGAGUUCGAAAAGUCCUUGUCAGCACAUUCAGUUCAGCCUUAUUACUUAAAUCACCAACGAGAAAUCCAUCUGGUGCAUAGUUUUCAUUUUAUUUUAAGGAAAUCGUCAAGAUUAUAGAGAUGUAUCGGGGAGUUUUUAAUAAAAAUUAAUGAAUUCACUUGA